CGUCUGCCCGUUACUAGCUUAGCUUUGGUCUCGUUCGCAGGCGCUCUUCCUAGGCGGGCACUCUUCCAUCGCAAGCUACGAAUUCGGCUCUUCCCGAUUCGCGUUUACUGCCUUCUUUCCUAGGCUUCCACCCACAGCCCUGUGCAUCUCGGUCCUUCCUAGGUGGCCCAGGCCUGGAAAACACAGCUUUCAGCAUAUAUAAAGAAGUUGUUGUGGAAGCUGCCUCUAUAUAAUCCGUGUACUGAAUUUAUGGAGAAACCUACACAUGAUGGAAGUCAAUCAGAAGUGUUUUCCCAUCCUGAAAGAAGAUCAGAGAGAGAAUAUCUACCACGGCGUGCAAGUGAAAGUCAUCUCAGUGGCCUGAAGCAAGACAUCCUAAACAAAAAGACUGAAUUGGAAGCAGCACUUAAGGAAGCUGAGUUGGCAACCUAUUCUAUAGAAUUGCUUUUGCCAUUAUUUAAGGGCACGAUUGAAGAUAUUAAUUUUGAAAAUGCCAAUCUUUCUGCAUCAAAUUUGAAGAAGAUUUCUAAACAGAAGGAAAUAUUAACAAAAGAGUUAGAGACUUUUAAACGUGUAAAACAAGCUUUAGAACAUCUACUUAGAAUGACAGAAUACGAACAAAUAGGGGAUACUUUACCCAGCAUGUUGUUAGAGAAGCUAAAAGAUAAUGAAACUGAGAAUAUUAAUCUUAAGAAGAAGGUACUUGAAAAGGAGACCUAUAUCCAAGAACUUUCUUAUUUGUUUCAGAAUGAAAAGGCAAAUGCUUUGAAAGCAAACCGUUUUUCACAAUCAGUAAAAGUUGUGCAUGAACGACUACAGCUCCAAAUUCAUAAAAAGGAAACAGAGAAUGAUAAGUUAAAAGAAAAUAUAAAGAGCUUAGAAAAGAAGGUAGCUGAAUGGAACUUGCAAUUGAAAAAGAAUAAACAUGAGGCCGUUGUAGUGAAAGAAUCAAGUAAGCAGAAAGCCAUAGCUCUAAAAAAGGCAUCUAAAGUUUACAAACAAAGGCUUGAACAUUUUACGGGAGACAUUGAAAACAUUACUUCCCAAAUUAGAGACCAGGAAGCCAAGUUAUCUGAAAUAAUUUCAACUUCCAAUGCCUGGAAAAGUCAUUAUGAAAAAAUUGUAAUAGAAAAAACAGAAUUGGAAGUUCAGAUUGAAACACUGAAGAAGCAAAUCAUUAAUCUUUUGGAAGAUCUGAAGAAAAUGGAAGACUAUGGAAAAAAUUCAUGUGAAGAAAUUCUUAGAAACCUUCAUUCCAUUGAAUGUGAAAAUGAAACUCUUAAUCUUGAGAAUACAAAAUUAAAGACUACACUUGCUGCUUUGAAGGAUGAGGCCGUUUCUGUGGAAAAUGAGCUGUUAGAAUUGCGAGAAGUAGAAAAGCAACAGAAAGCCCUUAUUGAAGUGUAUAAAACUCAGGUACAGAAGUUGCAAGAAGCAGCUGAAAUAGUGAAAAGUAAAUGUGAAAAACUGCUACAUGAAAAUAAACUAAUAACAAAAAACAAAAAUAAAAAAUUAGAGAAGAUGAGAGGCCAGAUGGAGUCUCAUCUGAAGGAGUUAGAGCGCAUCCGCGGUUCCUUGUCGGCGGCCGAGCAGAAGCUUCUGGAGUGUCAGGACAGUCUGCAGCACUACAAGGGGAAAUGCGCAGACCAGGCGCAGACCGUUAGGGAGCUUCAGGGUCAGGUUGAUGGAAAUCAUGAUCUUCUGACAAAGCUUUCUCUGGAAGAGGAAAAUUUUCUUAUUCAAUUGAAGUGUGAAAACCUUAAACAGAAAUUACAACAGAUGGAUGGAGAAAAUAAAGAGCUUGAGAAGAAGCUGGCAAACCAAAAAGAGUGUCUUAAGCACUACAAUCUUAAGUUUAAUGAGAAAUCUGCAGAAUAUACAGCAUUGGCCAGACAGCUGGAAGCUGCUUUAGAAGAAGGAAGACAAAAGGUUUCUGAAGAAAUAGAGAAAACAUCUUCUAGAGAGAGAGCUUUACAAGUUAAAAUACUGGAUUUGGAAACUGAGCUUAGAAAGAAAAAUGAAGAACAAAAUCAACUUGUUUCCAAAUUGAACAAUGAGCCAGACACUCCAUGAAAGCUUUUUUCAUUCACAAGUACCUAAAAAGUGGAAGAGCUGAAAGUUCAGAAGUUAAAUGAUUUUUGGCAUGUCCCAUUAGUUUAAUUUUAUUGCCAUCAAAAGUUUUAUGGCGGUUUAAUCAGAGUAAAGCAUUUAUCACCUUUCAUUUAGCAUAAGUCUUCCCUUUAUUUCUAAACAUUUUUUUACUCACCAUCAGAGUUCUUGAUAUUAUAAAAUAUAUGUGAUGUUCUUUGUGUAAUUGAAGCCUUUCACAAAAUAAAAUAAGUAUACUAAAAUGAGGUGGAUUUUGCUAUAAUGUUCCCUGUAUUUGGCUGAAGCUACUAAAAAUCAAUAGGUUUAAGAUACGAUGUUUUAUGUUUGCAGUAAUAAAAAUCUCAAAUUCUAAUCAGAGGUUUAGAUAUUGGUGGAAAAUGAGCUAUUUGUUCAGUAGGCAUUAUGUAUACAUGCCUUAGCCCCAGUUGAACUUUAAGUCCCUUGAGAGCCUGCCUUUAUGGUUAGUUAUAUCACCAGUGCCUUCCACAAUAGCCUCCCCACGGUAGCAGGUUUUCAGAUUUUCUCCCCAGUUACUCCAUUGGAGGGCAGAGUGGAUGCACAAACCUAAAGGUGACCUCAGCAGUUUAACCCAGGCAACCCUCCUAGGGCCUGAAAUGUCUUUGAAGUCUUAUGUAUUAUCCUAAAAUCCAUGUACAUUUUGCAUUCUACCCUACAAUAUAAGUAUGCUUGUGUUAAUAUUUUCUUCCCAAAUUGUUGAGUAAAAUUGAUGUUUUAUAAAGAUUUUCAAUGUUCAUUCUGUGACUUUGUGUAGUCCAGCCUAGCACAUUGCUACAUAUCACCCCCCUUCCCCUGACAGGCAUAGUUCAGUUUGAGAAGAUGUCAGGUAUCACUGAACACCUGAUAUGAAGGAAAUAAAAGAUCUCUCCUCUCAAGGUGACUACACUUUAAUUGGAAGCAAGAUAGUAUUUGUAGCCUGUCUUUAAAGCAUUUUCAGUGAACAGAUCUACUUAGGAGUUUAGAUGCAGCUCUGAAUGUUUUUGAAAAAAGUAUUUGGUUUUUGAUUUUUCUCUUGAAUAAGGAACACCUAUAAUAUUAAGAGUUCUUUUUAAUUUUUAAAGUAUUCUAAAAAUAAAUUUUUAUAUUAUUAAAAGUAGAAUGCCAUCAAUUUUUAAAACAGCAAAGGUCAUUCAUUUUUAUGGUAUAGAAGGUAAAUUUUUAGACAUAGAAAAUGGCAAAAAAAAAAGGCAGUAUUAAAAUGUCAUGUUAAAUUUAAUGGAAAUCAUGACAGUUUUAAAUAAAACUCAUUUAUUAAUCAUAUUAAACAUGUAACAAUUUGGGCAAUUUGUACAUGUAUUAAAAGUAUAUCACAGUAGAGAUCAAGCAUCUUGAAGUAUUCCAGAUUUUAAGG
Molecule: messenger RNA, 3478 nt
Organism: Choloepus didactylus (southern two-toed sloth)
Lineage: Eukaryota; Metazoa; Chordata; Mammalia; Pilosa; Megalonychidae
Gene: ODF2L
Product: outer dense fiber of sperm tails 2 like
Exons: 17
Coding region: 250-2073 (607 amino acids)
Biological process (GO): negative regulation of cilium assembly
Cellular component (GO): centrosome; ciliary basal body
Source: RefSeq, a predicted model, not a curated record